AUGAGUGCCAGCAUUGACCUUCAGAGCAUUGCCUCUAUGACAGCACGUCUCGAAGAUGCAAGUCGACUUGAGACAUCGCGCGAGAACCACGAGCAAGAUGGGCAGAGUAAUAACCUGAAGCGCAAGGCCGGUGAUGACGGAGGUCAGCAGCGGGCACGUCGAAAUCGCUACGUCUCGAUCGCAUGCAACGAAUGCAAGCGUCGUAAGAUCAAGUGCAAUGGCCAGACACCCUGCCAGAGAUGCGGCAACCUCAAUCUCGAGUGCAUAUACGCGCCCAAUUGCUGCAAUGGCUUCAAAGACACCCAAGAGUACAAGGACAUGGCAAACCACAUAGCAGUCUUGCAAGAUCAGGUCAAUGCUCUGUAUGAAGGCCUGACCACACUGCGGGCGCAAGUUGCCCAUGGCACGGGCAUGAGCGUGCAACCACACACCCCAAUUGACCCAUCGCUGCAGUCUGGGGCAUAUCCUGCCCACAGGGGCUCAUUGACAGGCGCUCAACCCUCGCCAGCAGCACCAACCGCGACCAUGUCUCCGAGCAUACCACGACCAAGGAGCGAGUCGCACAGUAAGCAGUCGCGGUUCCACGGCCCUACUAGCGCCGCUUUCAACUUCGGAGUGGCUAAAAACAGUCUGGAAGCCAUGGGUAUUACUGGUCAUGGCGAGGAGAACGUGAAUGGUAGUGGUGUGGCAGGCACAAACGCUGCAGAAGGAUCACCAGACAGAUCGCCAUUCAGAGACAUCAUAGCAAAUUCGGGACAGCUGGUUCAAAGCAUUCACGGUGACAAGGAUCCGAUCUGGAGCAUCUCCCAAGAAGAAGCUCUGCGACUCUGUCGGGUGUAUGAAGAUGAAAUGGGUUUGAUGUAUCCCGUGGUCGAUGUCAACACAGUUGUGGACUAUGCUACGAGGCUCUACCGGUUUAUGGAGGCUGCUCAUCGCACCGGGCUGAUGCAGCAAGGCAUGCCAGGCGCCGACUCAAUUGACGAUGAGGACACGAACAUCCUCAAGAUGGUUCUAGCGACUGCCUUGACGGUCGAAGCUUCUGGGCGUAGCGAGCUUGGGCAGCGUCUGUGUGAGUAUGUGCAGCCAGCGAUCGAACAAAUGUUGCUAGGCAAUGUCGGAAUCAAAGCCAUCCGUCUACUGACUAUGACGGCAAUGUACGAGUUCCACCGCGACAACGAAGGAACAUCGUGGCGCAUCAUUGGACUCACCGCUCGAUUAUGCAUUGAGCUCGGUCUGCAUCGUAAAGAGACCUACGACGCCAUCGCAGAUGAGUCGGGGAGAUCUGACACUGUCCUCUUGUUCUGGGCAAUAUACGUGUUGGACCGCAGAUGGAGCUUUGGCACUGGCAUGCCCUUCGCACUGCAGGAUUCUGACAUCGACCCACAACUUCCGAAACCUGAGGAUCGUUCACCGUACCUCAGCGCUAUGAUCCAGUACUCGGCCAUCAGCAGCAAAGUUUGGCGUUCAGUAGCUGCACCGCAAUCGCCAAAUCGCGGAGGUGCACCGAUCGAUAUCGAUGAGAUGGGCUACCUCGACUAUCAAGUUAUUCAGUGGCUGCAAAACAUCCCAGCCCAUCUGCGAUUCGAGCAUCCAUCGAAUACUGGACGUCUUGGCGCACCCAUUGGUCCUACGCCGUCUCGCGCUGGACACCGCUUACGUAUAUUGCUCUACCUCCGCGCCAAUCAGAUGCGCAUCCUCAUCCAUAGACCUGUGCUUCACUCGGCCACGUCAAUCAUGCAGCACCGCGAUCAAGCACAGAAGGCCACUGACGUCGCCAAAGAUACCGUCCGGGUGCUGACACAUAUCAACCAGACUUCGGACUUAUACCACACUCAGCAGGUACUGUUCAAUGCAUUCCUGACGUCCGCUCUGGCAGUUCUGUUCCUCGCUGUCAGCCAUACCCCGGCACUGUUCGCCGAAAAUGUGCGAGAAGAGUUUUACAUGGCGCUGGAGCUGGUGCGAGGCUUUAGCAAGGGCAGCUGGGUCAGCAAGCGACUCUGGAGGACGAUUCGCGUACUCAAGGAGGUAGGUCCGAAGCUCGGUCUGGUUAUGAAAGACGGCCAGCCACGCAACAAGGACGAUCUUGACCGAAGUGCGGCUGUGGCGAUGGCAGGCCUUGCAGGUCACAACGUCGAUGAGAUGACGCUGUAUAAUGGCCAAGCGCACCAGUGGUCUGUCCAGACUGGCGCAAGCAGUAGCCCAGAAAGGAUGGUACACGAUCUAACGAGUCUGUUUGAGGCGGCUGGAGGCUAUCAGAACAUGGCCAUCAACGGCGCGCCAGAUGGGAGCUACGCCAACGCAGACAGCAUCGAUGGCUUUGCGAGCGAUGAGGGACUGACCAAUAUCCUGAAAGAGCUCUUCUAG
Molecule: messenger RNA, 2364 nt
Organism: Fulvia fulva
Lineage: Eukaryota; Fungi; Ascomycota; Dothideomycetes; Mycosphaerellales; Mycosphaerellaceae
Exons: 3
Coding region: 1-2364 (787 amino acids)
Biological process (GO): positive regulation of transcription from RNA polymerase II promoter by galactose; DNA-templated transcription
Cellular component (GO): nucleus
Molecular function (GO): DNA-binding transcription factor activity, RNA polymerase II-specific; zinc ion binding; RNA polymerase II cis-regulatory region sequence-specific DNA binding
Source: RefSeq, a predicted model, not a curated record